AUGGCGCAAUACUUCUUCGAUCUUCUUUACAACUUUACAGACUGCAUGUGCUGCUUUCCAAGCACGCCGCAACUGAAGAUCAACAAUCGCAGCUUCAAGUUGCUACGUCUCCUGGGUGAAGGUGGUUUCUCUUACGUGUACCUCGUUCAGGACAAGUCGACGUCGGAACUCUUUGCGCUGAAGAAAAUCCGUUGUCCGUUCGGUCAGGAAUCCGUCUCCCAGGCCUUGAAGGAAGUGGAAGCAUAUAACCUGUUCGCAAAACAGAAGAAUAUUAUUCAUUCGAUAGACCAUUGCGUGUCGACCGAAGCUGGCUCGAAAUUCCGCUCCGACGGCGGCGACGCAGGAUCCAAGACGGUCUACAUCCUUCUACCAUACUAUCAGCGCGGAAACCUCCAAGAUGCCAUCAACGCGAACCUCGUCAACCACACUACAUUCCCAGAAAAGAGACUCAUGGCCCUGAUGCUGGGUGUCGCUAAUGCGCUCAAGGCUAUGCAUCAAUAUCGCGUCAAGAGCAAUGCCGGAACGACGCGCAAAGCCAAGUCGGUUCGAAGAGAAGGCGAAGAAGCUGAUACGGAGUUGGCGAUGCGCAUGGAAGCCCCUAAACGCCGAGCUAGUCAACGGGCGGAUGAGGAUGAGGAUGAUGAGAAUGAGCCGUUAAUGGACGAUGAGGUCACCAGAAGCCAAGAAGGGGUGCAAGAUGGUGAUCUACGCCCAUACGCUCACAGAGACGUGAAACCUGGCAACAUUAUGAUUAGCGAAGAUGGCCACAGCCCAGUUCUCAUGGAUCUGGGAUCCUUAGCCCCUAGUCCCAUUCCGAUUACCUCCCGUUCUCUCGCAUUGGCAGUCCAGGAUACAGCCGCAGAACACAGCACGAUGCCGUACCGAGCCCCUGAAUUAUUCGACGUCAAGACCGGAUCCGUCAUCGACACGAAAGCAGACAUCUGGUCGUUUGGAUGCACAUUAUACGCAUGCUUGGUCGGAAAAAGUCCAUUCGAAGCCCGCAGUGAGGAAACCGGUGGAAGUCUGAGCAUGUGUGUGCUCGGUGGAGACUGGCGCUUCCCUGAUGAGAAAUCGGCUUCCAAAGGCAAGGGUAAAGCUGGGGGCGAACAACAGGGCGAGGGCGCAAGUUCGAGCGGAACAAGUUCGAUGAGUGCGCAGGUUAAAGAUGUCGUUCGAAAAUGCUUGGAAGUCGAACCGGCAGACAGACCUGACAUUGACGAGCUCAUACAGAUUCUGAAGGAUGUCAUCCAAAACCUUUCGGAUGAUGCUGGAUCUUCGUGA
Aspergillus ruber CBS 135680 is the source of this 1281-nucleotide messenger RNA. Its product is annotated as putative serine/threonine protein kinase ENV7. The record is from RefSeq and is a predicted model, not a curated record. Gene Ontology annotation, cellular component: Golgi apparatus; cytoplasm. Gene Ontology annotation, molecular function: ATP binding; protein serine/threonine kinase activity. The transcript has 3 exons. Lineage: Eukaryota; Fungi; Ascomycota; Eurotiomycetes; Eurotiales; Aspergillaceae. Gene Ontology annotation, biological process: protein phosphorylation; vacuolar protein processing; regulation of vacuole fusion, non-autophagic. Bases 1 to 1281 code for a protein of 426 amino acids.